GACUCAUAUUGAUGCUGUGAUAGAAAUUAUCAAUUGCAUAUGAAAGAAAAGGAUUAUGUUGAAAGAAUAAGAGGCUUGAGUGAUCACAUGCACUACUGAAUAAUCUGAUUCUGAUCAAACCGUAUGAAGAAGAGAAUUGGUAGUCAGGCUGCGCAUGUUUUGGUGAAAUCUGUAAAUGUGAGCAGAGCAGAAGAGCAGAGAAGGUCAUAUCACACUGAAAGACGCUGAAGCUGAUGAUUUGGGGCUGUAAAAGGAGCAGAUGCUUGACUCAGUGUGGACAUGUGAGAGAGAAAGAAAGGAACGAGUGAGAUCGAGAGAGGAGAAACAGCUGAGCUGGGCGAACGUCUAACAAUUAAUUAUUCAGCAAUUAAUCCCUCCUUCCUGAGGCUCACUAACAGGACUCACUUCAAAGCCAAUAUGACACAUGCUGGCUGCAUCUGAGAUCUUUCAGCUGUGCUGAGAGGACUCCUGGCAGAGAAACGGAGGGAGGAGUGAGAGAUCUAGCUGGCCUCCAUGUCUUCACCUGUCAAUAAAAAAUCUGGCUCUGGGUCUCGCAGUUUUGACUAUUGCAGGUUUAUAGAGCUAGACUACACCCCCAUGGAGUCAGGCAUUAUGGUCUCUAUGAGGCAGAGCCGAGGAUUUCUAUCCCCCAAGUCUCCGGAGCGUCACUGUCGGCGAAGUCCAGCGCCUGUCAGUAAUCGUGAUCCUUAUGGCAACGCGUCCCUCAGCAGCAGCAGCACAUCAGGCUCAUGCAAGGGCAGUGAUGGAAGCCCCACCCCCAGGCGUCACAUGAAGUACACCUCCUGCACAGAUAACCAUGGCAUCAAACCCCCUCCCCCGGAGCAAUACCUGACCCCUCUGCAGCAGAAGGAGGUAUGCAUCAGACAUUUGAGGGCGCGGCUCAAAGAGACCAUCGAAAGACUACAGGACAGGGACUCAGAAAUCGAUGAGCUGCGGACUCAGCUGUCCCGGAUGCAGGAGGACUGGAUUGAGGAAGAAUGCCACCGCGUGGAGGCCCAGCUGGCCCUGAAGGAGGCACGCCGGGAGAUCCAACAACUCAAGCAGGUGGUUGAUGUUGUGCGUUCCAGCCUGGGUGACACAGACACAGGCGUGCAAAAGUGCUUCCAAGACAUUAAUGUCCAGAACCACAAGCUGGAGACCCUCCUGCAGAACAUGGAGCUGGCCCAGGCUGGAGGGGCCAAAGAAGCUGAGGCUGUGGACUCCGGGGGAGGGGUGGUGGGGGCAGGGCUGGGGGUCGGCGAGGGUCUGGUGAGGUCCUGUGAAGGCUCCCCAGCACGCUCACUGACCCGCAGCUCUACCUACACCAAGCUGAGCGACCAGGCAGUGGUGGAGCGCAACGGAAGCGGUAGCGGCUCGGACUUGCCGUGCCUGUCAGGAGAGGGCACUCAGGACAGCGGUUUCGUGUGCUGUGGAGAGGCUUCUUUGGGUCCAGCAUCCCGGGCCGAGCUGCUGCUGGAGGCUGCUUGCCUGUCAGAGGAGACAGCCUCACUGCUCAGUGCCUGCUCACGCCUGCCACACUCGGCCACUUACGAGGGGCUGUGCUGCAGAGAUCGUCGGGCGCUACUGCUCCGCUGCGGCCUGGGCGGGACGACGGGAGUAGGAGGAGGACCUGGCGUGAGCCUCAGCCACCCCUGCCUGUCGCACCACCACCUGUAUCUGCACCACCUGCGAGAGCAGGCCAUCCAGACAGAGUAUGACCAGGGGCCAGCAUCUGCCCCAGCCCAUGGCCCCAGUGCACCCUUCAACACUGACUUGGACACCAUCACUGAGCGCACCUUCCGCUCUCAGGCCUGCAGCCCAACUUCCACCUGGUUGUCAGAUGAGGGGGAUGACUUGGACUCGGUUGCCACGGAAUCUGUUGUCACGGCCACAGUUGCCAUGGAAAGUGUCUUCACAGACUCCGUAGCCACCGAGUCCAUGCCAACAGCAGGUGCUGCCCUGCAGUCCACCUCCUUGCCCCCUAAUGCUGUGGAAUCAGCUAAUCAAGUGGAGUCUAUGGUUCUGGAGGACGUUGUGACCCAUCAGCCUGGUACCUUGCCAUCUGUUGCAGAGGGAUCCGCUUCUGUUUCUGUCGAGUCGAUUGUUACAGAGAAUGUUGCUGCAGAGUCUUCGUCUGUGGCAAGCAUAGCUACAGCAACUGAUCCUGCUGCUGAGGUUGUUCCUCCUGCUUUAAGCCCACAGCCAAGCAGCCCAACUUCUGUCCCCUGCAUUAUGCAAGUAGCACCAACGGAGGACAAAACGGAGCCCACCCCACAGACCUCACAGCCACAGAGCACUGCUUCCCAGGGAGAGCAGACCAGCAUCAGCGGUGUCACUGUGGUAGAAGUGGAGGAGGACAUUGACGAUGAGCAAGCAGCAGAGGCUGAAGCAGACGACUCCAGGUCUUCUAGCUGUGGUGUCCCCAUCAAAAGCUACUGGAGCCGCCACUUCCUGGUGGAUCUUCUGGCCGUGGCGGUGCCGGUGGUGCCCACGGUGGCAUGGUUGUGCCGGGGACCACGGCAGGGUGGCCAGCCCAUGUACCACAUAGGGGCCCUGCUGCGCGGCUGCUGCACUGUGGCCCUCCACUCCCUGCGCCGUGGGGGAGGCAUGCGACAUUACCCUGCGGGGGGAGGAGGGGCAGGGGGCGUGAGUAUAUGAUAUCAUGGCCCUGGAGCUCCUUACAGCACUGUUCACGGACUGGACACGCACACAGAUCAUGGAGCGCUAUGAACAUCCGAAGUAAAGCCAAGUUAGGGGUAAAACUGGGACUGCAUCGGUCAGCUAAUAAAACAUCUGUUGCCAUGGAAUCCUAACCAUAACAGCUCUGGUCCUGCUAUAGUCUUUAAGAAAGGAUGGGAAGAGAGAAGGGAGAACGGUAUUUACUAGCAAAUCGUAGUUGAAUUAUUGUCAAUCCUUGUUGGCUUUUGAAACGGUCGCCCUUACCUUUAAAACCUCACCUGUGACCCCUUUCUCCAAGACUAGUUGGCAGGACAAGGAGCUGCUGUGUAUCUGACGCACAUCUGAUGGACACCUGACGGACAUGUGACACACACUCAAUGCUCCCACGCACACUUGUGACACAGAAUACUCCUUGUUUGCCUGACACUGAUUGUACCUUCCAGGGAGUGAAGAAACAGCGAGAAAAAGGACUGAAUGCCUGGUUCUCUGUCUUCCUUCUUCCUGCCCCUUAGUUUACCCCUCUGGCUGGUAUGGUUUAAACCAGUAAACCAGUAAAAGAAGGCUGGUUUGUAAUACCUUAUGUGUGCGUUAAUACAUGUGAGUGGGUGUUUGUGUUGUGUUCUCUGUGUAGUGUAGCCAAAGCACCUGAAAGAUUAAAGGAGGUUGUUACUGUAGCAGUUCUACAUAGGGUAGUUCUCCCAUUAUGCCUGAGUGACGGCCUUUGACAUAUGCUGGUCAUUUUUCCCCUUAAGGAAACAGGCUAGUCGCUACUACCAAGCUAUUUAAACGCUUUGCAUAUACCACCCGUGUCACUGCUAGAACUUAGUCCAUAAGAAAUGCAUUAAAAAUAUUAUCUUUAUAAAAAAUAAUAUCUUUAUUCUGUUAUUUAAAGCCAAAAUUAGUAGUGUAUGGUAAACAAGGAUUCCUGCAUUUUAAUGAUGUUUUUGGUCUUUUGAUUGUUACAACUGGAAGGAUGAAAGAGGUAAAACGAUGCAUGGAAAAGAAGCAAUCAUACAGAGUUUAUAGUAAUACUGGCGCUUACUGACAUGGAUCAGGAUUUGAGGACUGUACCAGGUCUAUAUGAGGUCUCUGUGGGUACAUUUCUUCUUGUUUUUGCACUUUGAGAGACUGUCAGUGUGUGUAUUCCCUUUACUUUGACUGUAAUGUUAUUGUGUCACUUUUCAACGUUCUGUGUUUCUGAAGUUCUCACCAUCUGAAAAUCCCAUGCCAAUCAGAACGUGUUUGAAAUGCUGUUGUUUUUCCACUGUAGAGUAACAUGCUGACAUCAAUUGCACUAAAAUUCACUUUAUUGGCAGUUACUUGAACUUUAGCGUGUUUGUGUAUCUAAAAUCCAGUGCAUCUACGUGUUUGCAGAUCAGAUGUUCAACAGAGAACACCGCUUAAAACCGAAGAGUCAUCAGUUGUGUACGCCUGCGUUCAUGCAUCAGCCACUUCAUUAGAAAAACCUACCUAGGUCCAUCCUGUAGGUGUCCAGUUAGAGACUGUGGCUCAUCUAUUGCCAUGCAGUUUGUGUUAGCCCUUCAACAUUUUCUGUAUAAACACCAGCAACGUUAGGGUGCUGCAGUACGCCCACUACCACAUCUCUACCAUGUCCAACUCAAAAUCUUAUAUUGUCACCCUAAUCCUUCUGGCAUGGGUGUUGAGAACGGGCUCCCACCCAGAUUGCAUCUGGUCAAUACUGGCCAAAAGGGUAUAGAAUGGCUGACAGACAGAUGGUCUACAAUGUGUUAUAUUUAAGCUGUAAAUACAAGGGAUUUGUAAGACAGGUGGUCAAAAAGCAGCCAGUGAAUGGAAGUCAAAGUUUCUAAUGAAGUGGAUGGUGAGUGUAGAUGUACAUUUUUGAAAUAAUAAG
Messenger RNA from Colossoma macropomum (tambaqui), 4552 nucleotides. It is a transcript of the gene snphb, whose product is annotated as syntaphilin b. Gene Ontology annotation, cellular component: mitochondrion; cytoplasmic microtubule. The transcript has 6 exons. Gene Ontology annotation, biological process: neuron differentiation. NCBI's taxonomy places the organism in Eukaryota, Metazoa, Chordata, Actinopteri, Characiformes, Serrasalmidae. The record is from RefSeq and is a predicted model, not a curated record. Bases 514 to 2658 code for a protein of 714 amino acids.